GUGAUUUGAUCAGACGAGUUACAACCGGAGAAGAGCAGGAGAAGACUCUCAGUUUCCGGGCGUUUUUACUCUGACUUCUAAAAUCAUGGCCGGUGCAGUCUAAAGAUGUGACAAUGUUGCUCAAGGUGAAGUACCAGGAUACCAAGAAGUACAUCCGAUUAGUGUCAGGGUUCACAUAUUUGGAUUUCAUUGCUCAAGUGAAAUGCAAGUUUGGACUUCCUGCUGCUACCGAACUUGAUGCUUUUGAUGAAACUAACAAAGUAGUUGAGGAAAACAUCUUUUCUGAACUGAUAGAGGACAGUCGAGAUUUAUGCCUGACAGUACGUGACAGAAUUCCUAAUGCAGAUCAUCCUGCAGAUGGAAAGAUGGAGGCUGCAGCUGAAACCAAGAUAAACGUGCAGUCUAAAGAUGUGACAAUGUUGCUCAAGGUGAAGUACCAGAAUACCAAGAAUGACAUCCAAUUAGUGUCAGGGUUCACAUAUUUGGAUUUCAUUGCUCAAGUGAAAUGCAAGUUUGGACUUCCUGCUGCUACCGAACUUGAUGCUUUUGAUGAAACUAACACAGUAGUUGAGGAAGACAUCUUUUCUGAACUGAUAGAGGCCAGUCCAGAUUUAUGCCUGACAGUACGUGACAGAAUUCCUCAUGCAGGACAAGAUCUGUAUGAAGAGGUAUCCAGAUGUGUAGAUGAGAUGGGCCUGCCUUGGGAAAAACUCGUGGGAUUGACAACAGACGGAGCACCCGCGAUGUGUGGGCACAGGAGUGGAUUGGUGGCAAGGAUGCGUGAGAGGAUGCGGGAGGAAAACGUCACAGACCAGACGGAGGAGCGUGCAGCUGACACUGAGGUGGUGAACCAGGGAACCACCGUCAAGGACAUAAUGCUCAGUUGGUGGGACAGUAUCGAGGACAGUUUUGUUUGA
This is a messenger RNA of Cololabis saira (Pacific saury), 917 nucleotides long. RefSeq lists its product as uncharacterized. The transcript is spliced from 9 exons. The record is from RefSeq and is a predicted model, not a curated record. NCBI's taxonomy places the organism in Eukaryota, Metazoa, Chordata, Actinopteri, Beloniformes, Belonidae. Bases 114 to 917 code for a protein of 267 amino acids.